Eruca vesicaria subsp. sativa (arugula) is the source of this 1763-nucleotide messenger RNA. The record is from the annotation of a GenBank genome assembly. Lineage: Eukaryota; Viridiplantae; Streptophyta; Magnoliopsida; Brassicales; Brassicaceae.
CGACAAACAGAAUCCACCUCCUUCGCGUUUUAGAUCUUCAAAAUCAAAUUCCUCACUCUUAUUGAUUUCAGUUCUUGAUUUUGGGAACCUUCUUCAAUUCCGGUUUAGUCAUGAAAUCGAGAAAUCUAAGACCGGAGACCGAACCGGCUUUGAAGUUGCCGGUCAAAUUGGAGAUCGUCGAUGAUUAUCUGGAAGAAGAGAACGGUCCUGCUAACAAGCGAUCUAAGGUUUGGAGCAAUGGAACAAGCGUGUCUCUUGAUGAGCCAAGUCCUUUGGGACUGAGCCUAAGAAAGAGCCCGUCUUUGCAAGAUCUCAUUCAGAUGAGACUCUCUCAAACUGUUAAGAAAGAAGCUCCUUCCCUUGUCGGAACCGUUGAGAAGCUCAAAGCUUCAAACUUUCCCGCCACCCUUCUGAGGAUUGGCCAAUGGGAGUAUAAAUCGAGGUAUGAAGGUGAUUUGGUUGCCAAAUGUUACUUUGCGAAACACAAACUUGUGUGGGAAGUGUUGGAACAAGGACUUAAGAGCAAGGUCGAGAUACAGUGGUCAGAUAUCAUGGGGUUGAAGGCGGAUUUUCCUGAAGAUGAGCCUGGAACGUUAACCAUUGUGCUUGCUAGGCGGCCCUUGUUUUUCAGGGAGACUAAUCCACAGCCUAGGAAGCAUACUUUGUGGCAGGCAACAUCAGAUUUUACUGAUGGUCAAGCCAGCAUGAACAGGCAACAUUUUCUGCAGUGUCCCCCGGGGAUAUUGAACAAGCAUAUAGAGAAGCUUCUCCAGUGUGAUCAUCGCUUGUUCUGUCUAAGCAGACAGCCUGAGAUAAAUUUUGACUCGCUCUUCUUUGAUACACGACAAUCUAUAUUCGAGGAUCCUUCCGUGUCUGGGUCUCAGAAUAUUGCAUCAUCUCCUGUUGGGGCUCAGUCUUCAUCAGAACAUAUGUCUCUGUCUCAUGACGCACUGUCGCCUAGCUCAGUGAUGGAUGCUCGUGCAAUCGAAGGAGGAGUUGGUGCUUCUGAUGAUUCAAGAAACUGGAAUCAGAUACAAGUCCCUGGACUACACCAAUCUAUCUCGAUGAACGAUUUUCUCUCACUCCUAUCAGAUCAAGCUAUCUGUGAGAACAACCCUGAAUUCGAGGACAUGAAACAGUUGCUACUGAGUGACACGCAGACCGAGACAUCGGAUGAGAAGUCUGUAAUGUCAAAAGUGAACUCUUUCUACAACCUCUUGCAGACAGCUGCCAAUGACGGGAAAGAGAUUGGGGUAGAUAACAACAAUAAGAGACUCAACAAAACUGAAGAAAGUAAUAAAGUUCUUGAUCAUGCUUCAAGCAGCAAGCCACAACAAGGAAUGUCAAGGAAAGAUUCAUUCAGUGAUCUGUUAGCACACCUUCCUAGGAUCACAUCCCUACCAAAGUUCUUGUUCAACAUUGCAGAAGAAGGCAGUGAUGCAUAGCGAGCGGCAAAUAAUGUAUGUUCUUCAUUUGACAACAAGUCUAGGAAUCUUGAACAAGUAGCUGUAUAUUAAUUUCUCUCUUUGGGUAAAAACCAAUUGAACUUGUGCUCUUGUUUGUAAAGUGUUGAUUUGUAGGAACAUGUGUUUGGUGAUGAAUCCAUGUAAAGAAGAAAGUGUUUAUAAUGGCGUUUUUGUAAAGCCAUUUUUUUGUAUAAAACAUAUUACUACCAAACUGUAACAAGCUCUGUAAUGUUCUACAAUAACUAAGAACAAGUUGCUCCACGUGUUUAGUGAUUGGUUUGGUUUGCGACAGUUAGC